Molecule: messenger RNA, 2969 nt
Organism: Prionailurus viverrinus (fishing cat)
Lineage: Eukaryota; Metazoa; Chordata; Mammalia; Carnivora; Felidae
Gene: ACE2
Product: angiotensin converting enzyme 2
Exons: 19
Coding region: 454-2871 (805 amino acids)
Biological process (GO): proteolysis
Cellular component (GO): plasma membrane
Molecular function (GO): peptidyl-dipeptidase activity; metallopeptidase activity
Source: RefSeq, a predicted model, not a curated record
CCAGGAGCCCUGCCAUUUACAGUGGCUCCUCUCUUUAUCUCUGACAUACCCGCUCUCUGGGAAUGAGGACAUUGAUCCAGCUCUGGAGAAUCUACAGGAUAACCACUGGAGUCCCUCUGGAUUCUCUGUUGCCAUGAUCCCAUGGUUUUGGAUGACCACGGACAUGGACACUCUUUGAAUUUCAUACCAUGCAGAGUCAUUUUUAUUUCCCUGGGUCCUUGACUGACUUUAGAACAGGAUGAACUUUAUAUUGGUUCAGCAGACUGUUUACUGUUUCUUCUUCUUCUUCUUCUUCUUCUUCUUCUUCUUCUUCUUCUUUUCUUUUUUUUUUUUUCAUCUUCCCUGCUCAGUGCCCAACCCAAGUUCAAAGGCUGAUGAGCAAGAAAAACUCAUGAAGAGGUUUUACUCUAGGGAAAGUUGUUCAGUGGAUGGGAUCUUGGUGCAUAGGGAAAGAUGUCAGGCUCUUUCUGGCUCCUUCUCAGCUUUGCUGCUUUAACUGCUGCUCAAUCCACCACUGAAGAACUGGCCAAGACAUUUUUGGAGAAGUUUAACCAUGAAGCCGAAGAGCUGUCUUAUCAAAGUUCACUUGCUUCCUGGAAUUAUAACACCAAUAUCACAGACGAGAAUGUCCAAAAAAUGAAUGAGGCCGGGGCCAAAUGGUCUGCCUUUUAUGAAGAACAGUCCAAGCUUGCCAAAACUUACCCGCUAGCAGAAAUUCACAAUACCACCGUCAAACGUCAAUUGCAGGCCCUUCAGCAGAGUGGGUCAUCAGUGCUCUCAGCAGACAAGAACCAACGAUUGAACACAAUCUUAAAUGCAAUGAGCACGAUCUACAGUACUGGAAAAGCUUGUAACCCAAACAAUCCACAGGAGUGCUUAUUACUUGAACCAGGCUUGGAUGACAUAAUGGAAAACAGCAAAGACUACAAUGAGAGGCUCUGGGCUUGGGAAGGCUGGAGGGCUGAGGUCGGCAAGCAGCUGAGGCCAUUAUAUGAAGAGUAUGUGGCCCUGAAAAAUGAGAUGGCAAGAGCAAACAAUUAUGAGGACUAUGGAGAUUAUUGGAGAGGAGAUUAUGAAGAGGAGUGGACAGAUGGCUAUAACUAUAGCCGCAGCCAGUUGAUUAAAGAUGUGGAACAUACCUUCACACAGAUUAAGCCACUGUACCAACAUCUUCAUGCUUACGUGAGGGCAAAGUUGAUGGAUACCUACCCUUCCCGUAUCAGCCCAACUGGAUGCCUCCCUGCCCAUUUGCUUGGCGAUAUGUGGGGUCGAUUUUGGACAAAUCUGUACCCUUUGACAGUCCCCUUUGGACAGAAACCAAACAUAGAUGUUACUGAUGCAAUGGUGAACCAGAGCUGGGAUGCAAGGAGGAUAUUCAAGGAAGCUGAGAAAUUCUUUGUGUCUGUUGGCCUUCCCAACAUGACUCAAGGAUUCUGGGAAAACUCCAUGCUAACCGAGCCAGGCAACAGCCGGAAAGUGGUCUGCCACCCCACAGCUUGGGACCUAGGGAAGGGUGACUUCAGGAUCAAGAUGUGCACAAAGGUGACGAUGGAUGACUUCCUGACAGCCCAUCACGAGAUGGGACACAUCCAGUAUGACAUGGCAUAUGCCGUGCAACCCUUCCUGCUAAGAAAUGGAGCUAAUGAGGGGUUCCAUGAAGCUGUCGGGGAGAUCAUGUCACUUUCUGCGGCUACACCCAACCAUCUGAAAACCAUUGGUCUUCUGUCACCUGGUUUUUCUGAAGACAGAGAAACAGAAAUAAACUUCCUACUCAAACAAGCACUUACAAUUGUUGGAACGCUACCAUUUACUUAUAUGUUAGAAAAGUGGAGGUGGAUGGUCUUUAAGGGUGAAAUUCCCAAGGAGCAGUGGAUGCAAAAGUGGUGGGAGAUGAAGCGAGAGAUAGUCGGGGUGGUGGAGCCUGUGCCUCAUGAUGAAACAUACUGUGACCCUGCAUCUCUGUUCCAUGUUGCUAAUGAUUACUCAUUCAUCAGAUACUACACAAGGACCAUUUAUCAAUUCCAGUUUCAAGAAGCCCUUUGUCGAAUAGCUAAACAUGAAGGUCCCCUGCACAAAUGUGAUAUCUCAAAUUCCAGUGAAGCCGGGAAGAAGCUGCUCCAAAUGCUGACCCUUGGAAAAUCAAAGCCCUGGACCUUAGCAUUGGAACAUGUUGUAGGAGAAAAGAAUAUGAAUGUAACACCACUGCUCAAGUACUUUGAGCCCUUGUUUACCUGGCUGAAAGAGCAGAACAGGAAUUCUUUUGUGGGAUGGAACACUGACUGGCGUCCAUAUGCUGACCAAAGCAUUAAAGUGAGGAUAAGCCUAAAAUCAGCUCUUGGAGACGAAGCAUAUGAAUGGAAUGACAAUGAAAUGUACUUGUUCCGGUCAUCUGUUGCAUACGCCAUGAGAGAAUAUUUUUCCAAAGUCAAAAACCAGACGAUUCCUUUUGUGGAGGAUAACGUGUGGGUGAGCAAUUUGAAACCAAGGAUCUCCUUCAACUUCUUUGUCACUGCAUCGAAAAAUGUGUCUGACGUCAUUCCUAGAAGUGAAGUCGAAGAGGCCAUCAGGAUGUCCCGGAGCCGUAUCAAUGAUGCUUUCCGCCUGGAUGACAACAGCCUGGAGUUUCUGGGUAUUCAGCCAACUCUGUCACCCCCUUACCAGCCACCUGUCACCAUAUGGCUGAUUGUUUUUGGGGUCGUGAUGGGUGUGGUAGUGGUUGGUAUUGUCCUGCUCAUCGUCUCCGGGAUCAGAAAUCGAAGGAAGAACAAUCAAGCAAGAAGUGAAGAAAAUCCUUACUCCUCCGUGGACUUGAGUAAAGGAGAAAAUAAUCCAGGAUUCCAACAUGCUGAUGAUGUUCAGACUUCAUUUUAGGAAAAUCUAUUUCCUCUUGAGGUGAUUUCAUUGUAUGUAAAUGUUGAUUUUACGGCACUGACAAUAUGAGAUUAUAAAGAUGUCAUUAAAUAUCAAAA